ACCGCUCAAAUAAUUAAAAAAAAAAUAACAUCAGGCAUUCAUAUUUCUCAAAUCUCACUCUAUCCUUCAGUUUUUACGCAGUCCAAGCACCAUCUCAAAUCAUCAUCUGAAUCUACAAACAAACACAAGCAGUAGUAAUUAAUUAAAACCUCAUCUUCAAGAUUCCGACGCCAAAUCUAGCGUCGCGUGAUCCUAUCUCCUCACCGGAAAACCAGAUACAGAUUUCGAUACGAUCUGGUUUUCUCUCUAAUUUGCUUUCAAAUGCUCCUCCACUGAUCGAAUAAUCCCUAAAAUUAAACACAAAAUGAUGAUCUCUAGUCCUAUAACCGCUGCUCAGGUGUCAUUUUUUCUUGGAAUUGUACCUGUGUUUGCUGCUUGGAUUUACGCUGAGUUCUUAGAGUAUAACAAAAAUGCCGCUGUUUCUAAGGCUAGGCAUUCUGAUAUUGGUUUAACUGAAUUGGGAAACGGCGCCGUUAAACUGGCUAAUGAUGAUCGAGCUCUUUUACUUGAAGCUGGUGCUGCUGUCUCUUCUCCUAAAGCUACUAGUCGGACUGUUUUACCCGUCUCUUCUCCGUUUUUUAGGUUUCUUAUAAUGGAUGAGCAGUUCUUGAUUGAUAAUCGUUCGACACUUAGAGCUAUAUCUGAAUUUGGUGCUCUUUUGGGCUACAUUUACCUAUGUGAUCGGACUGAUUUCUUUAAUGGGUCUACGAAGAAUUUUAACAGGGAUCUUUUCUGGUUUCUCUACUCCCUUCUCAUCAUAGUUUCGGCCAUAACUUCUUUUAAAAUACAUCAUGAUAAGUCGCCAUUCUCAGGGAAACCCAUACUUUAUUUGAAUAGGCAUCAAACUGAAGAGUGGAAAGGCUGGAUGCAGGUGUUAUUUCUUAUGUAUCAUUACUUUGCUGCAACAGAAAUCUAUAAUGCAAUUAGAAUUUUUAUUGCUGCAUAUGUGUGGAUGACUGGAUUCGGGAACUUCUCAUAUUAUUAUGUUCGUAAAGAUUUCAGUCUUGCCAGGUUUGCACAGAUGAUGUGGCGGCUUAAUUUCUUGGUGAUAUUCUGCUGCAUUGUACUUAACAACAGUUAUAUGUUAUACUACAUUUGCCCCAUGCAUACUCUUUUCACUCUAAUGGUCUACGGUGCACUUGGUAUUUUUAACAAAUACAAUGAGAGUGGAUCUGUAAUUGCUUUAAAAUUUGCCGCGUGCUUCUUGGUGGUUAUUCUAAUAUGGGAAAUUCCUGGAGUGUUUGAAUUAAUCUGGAGCCCAUUUGGUUUCUUUCUAGGCUAUUCUGAUCCUGCAAAACCAAAUCUCCCUAUAUUGCACGAGUGGCAUUUUCGCUCAGGUCUUGAUCGUUAUAUCUGGAUAAUUGGAAUGAUAUAUGCUUACUAUCAUCCAACAGUCGAGAGGUGGAUGGAGAAACUGGAGGAAAUAGAAGUGAAGCGCAGAGUAUCGAUCAAAACAGCUGUCGCCGUCAUAGCUUUUUCGAUGGGCUAUCUGUGGUUUGAGCACAUAUACAAGCUGGACAAAAUUACUUAUAACAAAUACCAUCCUUACACAUCAUGGAUUCCAAUAACUGUAUACAUUUGCUUGAGAAAUGUGACACAAUGCGUCCGCAGCUACUCUUUGACCCUUUUUGCAUGGCUCGGGAAGAUAACUCUGGAGACAUACAUUUCACAGUUUCAUAUCUGGUUAAGAUCAAGCACUCCAAAUGCCCAACCCAAAUUGUUGCUUUCUUUAAUCCCAUCAUCGGACUACCCAAUGUUGAAUUUUAUGGUCACUACUGCCAUUUAUGUUGCAGUUUCUUACAGACUCUUUGAACUGACAAAUACGUUAAAAAUGGCAUUUGUGCCCAGUAGAGACGACAAGCGCCUUGCUCACAACAUAAUUACAGCAGUAGUAGUUGGAAGCGUUCUAUACUUCAUAUCUUUUAUAUUCUUAAAAAUUCCUCAGAUGCUGGUGUAAUAGAAAGGCUGAAAGCUUCUGCAUCAGUUUUACGUGAAUACACGACAAGAAUGUCCACAAAAAUGCCUAGACCACCAAAUCGUUUCAUUUCACAUUAUUCUUGGCAGGGGAGAUAAAUUGAAGGAGAUAAAUGGAAAGAGUGAUGCAUUAGAUUUUGUGAUAUAAUGUAUAGGAAAAAGUUGGUUGGCAACUGAGGUAACCUCUAAGAGGUGUUAUUUUUUGUAAUGUUUCUUCAUUGUUUCAGAAGGCUAGUAAAAUGACCACAAGCAAAAGUAUACCAUUCACUGUUAUGGCAA
This is a messenger RNA of Mercurialis annua (annual mercury), 2253 nucleotides long. Its product is annotated as protein REDUCED WALL ACETYLATION 2. The record is from RefSeq and is a predicted model, not a curated record. Bases 305 to 1957 code for a protein of 550 amino acids. Gene Ontology annotation, cellular component: Golgi apparatus. Gene Ontology annotation, biological process: xylan biosynthetic process; xyloglucan metabolic process; plant-type secondary cell wall biogenesis. Gene Ontology annotation, molecular function: protein binding; acetyltransferase activity. Lineage: Eukaryota; Viridiplantae; Streptophyta; Magnoliopsida; Malpighiales; Euphorbiaceae. The transcript is spliced from 16 exons.